AUGGCAGUUUGUGCCGGCAGACUAAAGUGCUUCGGUAAUCCCGCCGUUUCGCUCCGCACUGCCGCAUCCAGAGCAUAUGCAACGACGACAUCUCCAGACCCAGCUAUCCCUAGUUCUUCGAGCGCAUCCUCUUCAUCUGCUCUCCCUAAAAGACCGCAGACAUCGUUUCGAGACAAACUAAACGCCGGUCCCUCAUUCUCCGACUUUCUCUCUGGAGGGAAUAGAGACGACGCCCGCAUCCUAGACCCCAAUGAAGCAUAUGCGUUAAAAACGGCGCUCGUCGGGCCCAAGGGCAAAAAGAAAGAAAUCACUCGUUUGCCAUCGUGGCUCAAGACUUCUAUCCCAGAUUCGAAUAAUUACAAACGUAUUAAGAAUGAUUUACGUGGUCUCGGCUUGCAUACUGUUUGCGAAGAAGCCCGGUGUCCUAAUAUAUCAGAAUGUUGGGGUGGAAGCUCGAAAUCGGCUGCUACGGCUACAAUUAUGCUUAUGGGAGAUACGUGUACAAGAGCUUGUCGAUUUUGCAGUGUGAAGACAUCCAAGACUCCUCCGCCGUUGGAUCCUCAUGAACCGGAAAAUACGGCGGAAGCGCUGUCGCGAUGGGGGUUGGGAUACGUGGUUUUGACGACUGUGGAUCGAGACGAUUUGAUAGAUGGUGGUGCGAGACAUUUCGCGGAGACGGUGAUAAGGAUCAAGCAGAAAGCGCCAAAUAUUUUGGUUGAGUGUCUCACGGGAGACUACGCUGGUGAUCUGGAGAUGGUUGCACUCAUGGCAAAGUCCGGACUAGAUGUUUAUGCGCAUAACGUCGAAACCGUAGAGGCACUGACUCCGCACGUCCGUGACCGCCGGGCAAAUUUUCAGACGAGUUUACGGGUGUUGAAGGCUGCGAAGGCAGCUGUCCCAUCACUCAUCACCAAGACGUCGAUGAUGCUAGGGCUAGGAGAAACGGAAGAGCAGAUGUGGGACGCUCUUCGGCAGUUGAGAGCCGCUAACGUCGACGUUGUGACCUUCGGACAGUACAUGCGCCCCACGAAACGACAUAUGCCAGUGCACGAAUACGUACGGCCGGACGUCUUCGAAUUGUGGAAGGAUCGAGCGCUGGAGAUGGGAUUCCUGUAUUGCGCGAGUGGGCCGUUGGUGAGAAGCAGCUACAAGGCUGGCGAAGCGUUUAUCGAGAACGUCCUGAAGAAGAGACGAGCCGAAUCAACAGGUCCCGAGAGUACGAAUGUACCGAAUGUGACUCCCGAUGCAAUAGUCAGAUAA
Coccidioides posadasii C735 delta SOWgp is the source of this 1260-nucleotide messenger RNA. RefSeq lists its product as uncharacterized. NCBI's taxonomy places the organism in Eukaryota, Fungi, Ascomycota, Eurotiomycetes, Onygenales, Onygenaceae. Gene Ontology annotation, molecular function: lipoate synthase activity; 4 iron, 4 sulfur cluster binding. Gene Ontology annotation, biological process: lipoate biosynthetic process. Gene Ontology annotation, cellular component: mitochondrion. The record is from RefSeq and is a predicted model, not a curated record.